AGAGCUAGUAAAGGCAAUUUACGAGAAGAUUCGCCUCAGUGGUAUAGAUUGGUAUGGUUCAGAUUCAACCGUCGUGUUUAAGACAGUUCUGAUUAUUGGGAGCUAGUUUAAUUGAUACAAAUUUCAAGACGAAAAUAGCGCCAUGAAUAAAGCGCACCUGUUUUUCGGAAGCUAUAUUGUGGCGGUUCUCCUCCAGUGUUACGCAUGCGUACUGGUCGACAUCCGGAACGACCAACAGGCUAUUGUGCAGAUGCACAAUUCCAUCAGAAGACAAGAACCCGCCGCGAACAUGAAUGCUUUGGUUUGGGACAAUAACAUCGCCAACAAAGCAGCGAGGUGGACCGAGACGUGUAACUUCGAGCACCAGGGGCGUGGCUACGGGGAAAACCUAGCCUACACAACGUUCAACGGAUCGCCACCUCCUUCGCGCAAUGUUGUAAAGAGCCUCUUCGGCCUGUGGGCAGGAGAGAAGCCUCUCUGGGGUCGGGACACAGAAUGCGGAGCUGCUUGCCACUAUACCCAGUUAAUCUGGGCCACCACGACCCGGGUAGGGUGCGCGCUGAGUCGUUGUAAAAGACUGCGAAAUGGCACGGAUCGGAACGCAUUGUACUUCGCCUGCUUUUACUCGCCGCCCGGAAAUUACAUUGGCCAACUCCCGUUCAUCGUGGGUGAGAGGUGUUCGCAAUGUGGGAAUGGCAUGGCCUGCGUAGGAGGACUGUGUACUCGUAAGAAUCGCGAAAUGUGAACUCACUCAACAGCGAAGCAAGUCAAGAAGUCGGCAAAGUUGCUGUUCCUCGGAAAAGGUCGCGAAAGAUCGUACGCGGUUUAAAACGUCAACUUACAUAAUGCUUACAGUCUAUUAACGAACAUCACAAUCUUCCAACCCACACUUAUCGCUUUUUCUUGCUUUGUAAUAUCUGUCAAGUGUUUUUACUUUUAAAAAAUCGACUUAUUUUGAACUCGACUGUCAGUCAAUGUUUACAAAUAUAUUUGGAUAAUAAAAUUCUUAAACUUUAA
Dreissena polymorpha is the source of this 1017-nucleotide messenger RNA. RefSeq names its product peptidase inhibitor 15-like. Bases 143 to 745 code for a protein of 200 amino acids. Lineage: Eukaryota; Metazoa; Mollusca; Bivalvia; Myida; Dreissenidae. The transcript is spliced from 6 exons. The record is from RefSeq and is a predicted model, not a curated record.